Molecule: messenger RNA, 579 nt
Organism: Rhodotorula toruloides NP11
Lineage: Eukaryota; Fungi; Basidiomycota; Microbotryomycetes; Sporidiobolales; Sporidiobolaceae
Exons: 2
Coding region: 1-579 (192 amino acids)
Source: RefSeq, a predicted model, not a curated record
AUGGCGGACCUGUCGAGCGAGUCGGAGGACGAGGGGAGCGACUGGGAGGAGGCGAAGCGAGGAGCCCGCCAUCUCGCCAAGUCCAGCCACCUCGGCCGGCGACCACGCUUCGACUCUCGCUCGCAAAGCGACGAUGCUGGAUUCCCUGCUACCACUUCAGCGCUCUGGACCGCUCACAAGCGCGCCGUCGUCGAGCGGUGGAUUGCGGAGUGGGCGUCCUCAUCGCUCCGUCGCCCCCUCGCCGACGUCGUCAAGACGGCGUCGACGGCUCACAAGUACUACAAUGGCCUCUCAAGGCGUCACGCAUCCCUCCUCUGCCGCCUACGCACCGACGCCUCCGCCCUCAACAAGCACUGCGCCCAUUUCGACUCGACCCGCUCCAACCUCUGCGAGUGCGGCGAGCACAUCCGGCUUCGCCAGACCCCUACCAUCGCCCUCCUGCUCGGCAACCCUGACUACUGCCUCCCCCUCCUCGACUUCAUCACCGCAACCGGCCGUUUUGCGCGCCUGACGGAGCCGGCAAAGGGCGAGGAGCAGGAGAAGGACACGAAGGAGGGAUGCGGCGACAGCGGGACGUAG